Messenger RNA from Talaromyces rugulosus, 843 nucleotides. RefSeq lists its product as uncharacterized. NCBI's taxonomy places the organism in Eukaryota, Fungi, Ascomycota, Eurotiomycetes, Eurotiales, Trichocomaceae. The record is from RefSeq and is a predicted model, not a curated record. The coding region runs from base 1 to 843 and encodes 280 amino acids. The transcript has a single exon.
AUGGAGAAGCAGGUAUGCGAAGAGUCUGCUGAAUCCGCUAUAGGGGAGGAUGAAGACGGCAAAGGGGACGCUAAUAUUACACCGAGAAAUGAGGACAAAGAAGGAUUACGAGAAGUCCCUCGCAGUCGAGUCGAUGUCCACGAGCUUGAGCAAAAGAGCGAACAAGUCCGCGAUGAAACCGAGAAUCUUGUCAGUGAACUUGAACACUGCGAGCAUAUCAUACAUGAUCUAGAAAGUCAAAUUAGGGUUCUUAAAGAAGAUAAAAUCAGACUUAUGGAAGCCAGUGAACUUAGCAGAGAGCUUAGGGCCGACCUCAGCGAUCAGAUAGAGGAAUUACAGAAGAGGCUCCAAGACAGCAAACAUCGAGAGCGGGAACUCCAAGCGCAACUUGAAGAAAGUCGCCAGAUCCAUACACACUUCAAGGUGGAGCUUGAGGAAGCCAAGUUAGAUCGUAUCCAGCAACUUCGCCAAAGGGAGAAACAAGAAUAUGAAUCAGAACAACUAUCACGGCGCUCACUGCAUGGCCAGAUGGAUGCUGCUGCCCAGAACCUUAUCCAGAGGUCAAAUGAACAGUCUGGCUUCCUAACAAUGGGUUCUGCACAGGUCAUCUAUCAACGUGGACCGGAUGAUAUAGAUAUCAUCGCACAGCAGAGUCGUCAACUUUCUCUCCUAGCACAUGCGAAGCGUCGUGCCAAGCAGGAAGCCCAAAAGAAUUCUCAGAGAGCCCAACUAGCUGAGCUAGAGGCAGAAAAUUCUCGCCAGGAGCUCGCUGAGUUGAAGGAGAAGAAGCAGCGUAAGGGCGACAAAAAAUAUGCAUUGUACAGAGAGAGAAAUCACGUGUAA